AUGGGCACCGUCCCGAUCCUCCACCCGGAUACAUUCCAGAAACACGUUCGUCGCAUGGACAGCGAUGAUUGUCUAUACUCUUAUUGCAUGGUUGCGGCCUUCUGUGCCUUUGUAUUGACCCAAACCGGGUAUCUCUCCUGGCAUGGGGAGAUCCCCCCGGGCCUUGCAGGAGCUCUGCUGGACGAGGCAAUGGCAGUGCGUCGCCAUCUGGAUUUGUUUGCUGGGUCUACCCGCCAGGGCAUUAUCAUCGCAUUUUUACUGUAUGGGUGCCAUAUUGGCUUUGGGAACCAGCGUCAUGCGUAUUAUUUCCUGCGGGAGGCGACGACGCUGUACACGGCCGGGAUGCUCGACCAGCCUGGCGUGGAGGGAGAAGAGGACCAGGAUCCGAGCUUUCAAGGAAGGCUAUUUUGGCUUCUGCUCAUAUCAGAGCGGUAA
Messenger RNA from Aspergillus terreus NIH2624, 435 nucleotides. Its product is annotated as fungal specific transcription factor domain-containing protein. The transcript has a single exon. NCBI's taxonomy places the organism in Eukaryota, Fungi, Ascomycota, Eurotiomycetes, Eurotiales, Aspergillaceae. The record is from RefSeq and is a predicted model, not a curated record. The coding region runs from base 1 to 435 and encodes 144 amino acids.